Messenger RNA from Didymosphaeria variabile, 546 nucleotides. RefSeq lists its product as uncharacterized. The transcript has 3 exons. The record is from RefSeq and is a predicted model, not a curated record. Bases 1 to 546 code for a protein of 181 amino acids. Lineage: Eukaryota; Fungi; Ascomycota; Dothideomycetes; Pleosporales; Didymosphaeriaceae.
AUGAAGGUCACCGCAUCUGCCGUCUCCGCCUUCACCCUAUUCCACCUAGCUUUAGCCAACUUCGAUCUCUACAGGGGUACCGAUGUGACUGCUGUUCCAGAUGACAACCCGGAGCCAGCACUCGACGUAUGGCAGGUGUUCGAUGGCGAACCUGAUUGCGAUGAUGCCAGCAGCGCUCAAACCUGGGACGACAGUGAUGAUGUGAGCGGCGACAAGUUCGGUGUGGUAUACGAGCCUCGUCCCGCGGAUCCUUCGGACCCUGGAGCGGCUACGCGCGUGGAGAUGAACUUCCACGAUACAGACCCUGUCUAUCAUUUUACCAUAUACAAGGACCGCAAUUAUGAUAUGAUUGGCCUCGAUGGCAACACCUACGGCAACUGCGUUCCUUUCCCAGGCGAUGACUACCAGUGCAAUUAUCCACUUCCCCUGGGAGACAGAGUCUUGUCAGGUGCAAGGUUCUUCCGCUGUACCACCGAUCUCACGGCCCAGCAAAUCAAUGAGGUGAAUGGGAAGAAGAGAAGCGUCAAGAUCGCAGUCAAGUUCUAG